Brassica napus (rape) is the source of this 1640-nucleotide messenger RNA. RefSeq names its product NDR1/HIN1-like protein 13. Bases 505 to 1572 code for a protein of 355 amino acids. Gene Ontology annotation, cellular component: plasma membrane. The transcript has a single exon. Lineage: Eukaryota; Viridiplantae; Streptophyta; Magnoliopsida; Brassicales; Brassicaceae. The record is from RefSeq and is a predicted model, not a curated record.
UAAAUUCAGGAUUGAGGAUUCUGAACUGCCGUAUCUGGAUACAUUAGCAGCCAUUAAUCAAUAUAGACUUUUCAUUUUCUCAUUUUUUUUCAUAUAUAUACAUUAGAAACAUCUCAGGUACUGAAGUAACCUGUAAGCACUUAACCCUAUUCCCCUGAAUUAAAGAAAAUAGAAAAAUUGGGCUAAUUAAUUACAAGGAAUUUAUAAAAUGAGAUAAAAAAAAAGUAGAGAACGUUUAAUUGUCUUUCUUUGUGUUUUGUUUAGUGCAAAGGACAAAGAAUCUACAAAAAGAUUACUUGCUUGGGUGUAUUAGUUUCAUUCUUUUAUGUUGGAGAGAUUAUUUCUCACAACAAGAAUCCUUUACUUGAACUUCUCAUCAAGUUAUCAUCUCUCUCUCACCAAUUUAGAAACAGAGAAACAGUUGAAAUCUCCCUCUCUCCCUCUCCCACACACUUCUUACAUUCAGUUUCCUUUUGAUGCUCUCUUCUUACAUCCUUCCUCUAAAUGUCUCACCAUCAUCACCAUGAAACCAACCCUCAUUUUGCGCGCCUUCCAUCGCAGAAUCAACCUCUCAAAGGUGGUGGUGCCUCUACCUCACAAUCUCACCCAAAUGCUCCUCCACCUGGAAUCCUAAUCAAGACUCGUGAUCGCCACCCUAAAGGUCCUAUCCCUCCUUCCGAAACACCUUUACCACUAAGCCCUGAAGAGAGACUACCCCCGCGGAAAACUUCAAAAAUACCAUUACUAUCAACCCCUAAAGAGAAACCACCACCAAAAAAAACUCCAAAAUCUUCAAAAAGACCGUUACUAUUAAUCCCUGAAGGCCAUCAUCAACAACAACAACAAAGAUCUCCACCUCCACCACCACAACAACAACCACGCAUUGCCCCCGGAGGCUACACAACAACACUACCUCCAAUAGCGAAACCAACUCCAUGGAGAAACACAACACCAUCACCUCAUCACCGCAGAGGCCAACAGCUACCACCACCUUCAAGAGAUCAAACAAACGCAAUGACUUGGUCAGCGGCCUUCUGCUGUGUAAUCUUCUGGAUCAUUCUCAUCCUCGGCGGUCUUAUCGUCCUCAUCGUCUACCUAGUGUACCGUCCACGCUCUCCUCACAUCGACAUCUCGUCCGCUAACUUAAACGCUGCUUACCUCGACAUGGGGUUUCUCCUCAACGGUGACCUAACCUUUUUAGCAAACUUCACAAACCCAAACAAGAAAAGCAGUGUUGAGUUCAACUACUUAACCUUCGAUCUUUACUAUUACAACACUCUUAUAGCGACAUCAUACGUUGCGCCUUUCGAGAUUCCUAAGAAAAUGUCAAUGUUUGCUAAUGUUCAUCUCGUGAGCAGCCAAGUCAGGCUCCAGCAAGAGCAGAGCAGGGAGCUGCAGCGUCAGAUUGAAACCGGUCCGGUUUUAUUGAACCUGAGAGGGACGUUUCAUGCACGUUCGAACUUAGGGGCGUUGUUUAGGUACUCGUAUCGGUUGCAUACUCAUUGCAGUUUUUCUUUGAAUAGUCCUCCUUCAGGAACUAUGCGAGCUAGAAGAUGCAGUACCAAACGCUAGCGUAUUAUGAUUGCGUUUGUUCCAUUUUUUUCUUUCUGGAUACCUUUAGAAAUAAUUAAUUUUAUGUA